This is a messenger RNA of Eruca vesicaria subsp. sativa (arugula), 1553 nucleotides long. Lineage: Eukaryota; Viridiplantae; Streptophyta; Magnoliopsida; Brassicales; Brassicaceae. The record is from the annotation of a GenBank genome assembly.
GAAGCAGUUCUUCAUUUCUGGCUGCUAGAGAUUACCAACAUGACAGCAAAUCGUCCACACGUGCCUAAAUUCGGAGACUGGAAGCAAGAUGUUCCAUUCACGGUUGUGUUCGAUAAAGCCAGUAGGUCAAAACAAGAUGCAAGCAAGUCUAAUCCCUACGAGUAUCCAAACAUGAGUCCAAGUCCUGCGCAAACUCCAAAUCAUAGACAGGACCAACCACCAAACAACAAUGUAAGAUCAAGACACGAAAGACUCAGUAGUAGAGAAGAAACCGAGUUCAGGUCGUCUCCUGCACACAAUGAAAGAAACAGCAGAGUCAGAGCUCCUCCUCCAGCAGAAACUUACAACCGUCAAGCAUAUGGUGGUGGAGGUAGGUCACAUGGAAAUCCACCGGAAACAAAUAGACGUCAAGCAUAUGAACCUCCACCGGUGCAACCUAGGCCGAUACGCAAUCUUAGAGGUCCUAGCAAUGAAAGGGUCUCAGUUCCACCGUUUCCAGGAUCGGGUUCGGGGGAUCAGAGCUACACACUCAUCUUUGAAAAAGUGAAGGAAGACAGGAAGCAAAGUGGGAGUCUGAGGUCUUCCAAUGGAUCUGCUCAUACCACCCCGAGUCGGCCACUCAACGACCAACAUCAAAAACCGCUACCUUCUAGUCCCAAGGUAUUUAUGUAUUCGUUAUACUGUCAUACAAUUAUUUGAGUAACUAUGCAAGCUUUGAUUAAAGAGUAUAUAGCCAUGCAUCAAAAGUAUAUAUCAUAAUCUACUUUUCAUUUACCAUUGUAAUAUUUUACAUGGUAGACAAUAUUGGCCAGUGACAAGCUAACUUAUUAUUCCUUGGCUGUAUUCUUUAAUUACCUACCUGCCCUAUAUCAUCAAACGAUAGUAUUUGGUUAAUAUAUAAGAGUAUGAGACAUUGAAACAUUUUCAUAUACUUUUCAGCGAAAAAAAAAUCCUCAUAUGUUCAUCUUCAUACAUAAAUUAAUUAUUUGGCAAUCUAACAUGACGUUUGUUGUAAAAUGUGAUGUGCAGAGUUGCUGCUUCCCUCCAUGGGGCCGAAAGUGAAGGAACUGAAGAUAAUUCGUUUCUUCUUUAUCAUCAAAUUCAUUGUUUGUUGUUUGCUUCUGCAUAAUUUUUUAUUUGAUGUUAUGUACUCUUUUGUGUUUAUUUUUCGAUUGAUAACCACCACAAUUUCGUCUCUACUAAAACCUUGUUUUUUUUUGUUAUAUGAGUUGCAUGGUGAUGCUUCAGGCUAAGUGCGCUGACAAAAACAUAAGUACAUAACAAUCACUACAUAUGAUUUGUCUUCAUAUAUAUUAUGUAUAUUAAAGAAGCUUAUGAAACUUGUAAUGUACCUGGGUUUGUAUAUAGCCUUGCGUGCUGUGAAAAUCUACAAUUGAGGUUCAAAGGUACAUCUUCUCUAUUAAAAGAGAAGUACCAAAUUUAUCUACUAUUUAUGAGUCAUAUUGGACUAUGUCAUUAGUUAUUGAUUUAACAUAUUUGAUUGUUACAUUAACCAAUCAAAUAUAUAUUAUUUGCAAAAUAUCUUAAUAAUU